Molecule: messenger RNA, 3892 nt
Organism: Acanthaster planci (crown-of-thorns starfish)
Lineage: Eukaryota; Metazoa; Echinodermata; Asteroidea; Valvatida; Acanthasteridae
Product: muscarinic acetylcholine receptor M1-like
Biological process (GO): adenylate cyclase-inhibiting G protein-coupled acetylcholine receptor signaling pathway; G protein-coupled receptor signaling pathway, coupled to cyclic nucleotide second messenger; chemical synaptic transmission
Cellular component (GO): plasma membrane; synapse; dendrite
Molecular function (GO): G protein-coupled serotonin receptor activity; G protein-coupled acetylcholine receptor activity
Source: RefSeq, a predicted model, not a curated record
GGAGGUGAUAAACAGACUGGAUAUAUUUGUAUAUUUUGCGCAGCCAAAGAAAACCUCACUAUUACAGUGAUGCUUGUCUGUGACAGGAACUCCAGUGGUGCUUUCUUGACGCGCAUGCGCUCACGCCCAAUGACGAUCAACAACUAGGCACGCGCGUCAACGUAAUGCCAUUUUGAAGGCUGAAGUUACACGGGAUGGACAUAGAGGAGCUUUAAGAUGUAGGAUCUUAUUCUGGAAAGAUGGAACCAGGCGUUGAAGAGGAAAUGUAGGCCCAUUUGUGUGGCCAUUCGCAGGUCUAGACGGAUGCAUCAUUCUCUAGGAUUCCUCCAGUGACGUCAUCAUUCAUGGUGACAAACAACAGUGAGCGACCAUGAAUGACUACGUGCAAACUGCGCCAUGGGUAACAGCAAGCCCUGUCUUGGACAACUCCUCCAAGGCACUCGCCGACAACUUGACCACCGACUCCAAUCCACCCUUCGGUAGCCACCCACUAUGGGCAGCCAUACUUAUCAUAUUGGUAGCGGGCUGCCUGAGCAUUUUCACCGUCAGUGCCAACCUCAUGGUAUGGAUGUCUUUCUUCAUGGACAAACAGCUCCAAGUCAUCAACAACUACUUCUUGCUGAGCCUAGCGGUGGCUGAUGUCAUUAUAGGAGCUCUAUCGAUGCCGCUGUACACACUGUACUUGCUGCAGGAAGAGUGGAGACUCGGGCCGGUCAUUUGCGACAUCUGGCUCUCCAUCGACUACGCUGCAUCCAACGCUUCUGUCAUGAACCUAUGCAUCAUAUGUUUUGAUAGAUAUUUAUCCAUAACCCGUCCACUGACUUACAGGGCGAACAGGACGCCGAGAAGGGUCAAGAUGAUGAUAGCAGCUGCCUGGGUUAUCUCCCUGGUGAUAUGGGUUCCGCUUAUAGUUGGCUGGCAGUUCUUCGUUGGCAAGAGAAACAUUGGCGAAGGAGUGUGUUCAAUCCAAUUCCUGAAUGAUGAAAUCACUCUCAACAUUAUCACGAUCAUAAUAGCGUUUUACCUGCCCGUGACACUGAUGUGUGUCCUAUACUAUCGGAUCUGGCGGGAAACCGAGAAACGGGCUAGAGAACUGGGGAAUUUGCAGGCGGGCGGGAAAAACAACAGUCAGACGUCAAAACAUCUGUUGUCUCCUGAUGACUGUGCAGAGCAUGCAGACAGGACGAGUCACCGGCGCACUGGGCUCAGAGCUCGUUUGCUGUGCUGCGCGAUAUCCGACAUGUAUGAUGAUGAACUGGAGGAAAGCAGCGAUAUAGCGUCUCCCAUGCCGACGACUAACAGCCAUGUCCCGUCGCCCAAACCUUUUCCCGGUCAGAACAGCGUUCACAGCAGUGCCUCUUCAAAAACUUCUCCCCGUCUCUCCCCGGUAUCUAAGCCAAAACAGGAUAGUCGGACGACAACACCUGAACGCACCAUGCACGACUCAGAUAAAAGCUUCGCUGCCUCCCUGUACACCAUCCUCAUUAAGCUGCCUGGAGAGAAUGGGGUGAACCAGACCAAGCCAGCGGAACAGCCUAAAAUCACACUCAUCGAGGGGGAGCCAGGAAAUGAUACGUGUUCCGCCUUGUUGCAAGACCAAGAUGGCAGCCAUCUUGUCCCUCCGUCUAAGCAAUACACGUGCGAACAACGCGAUCGGGCGGGUUCCACCGCCAGCAUCCAUAGUCAAAAACAGAAACCCUUAACCAUCAGCACCAUAUCCAUGGUGAACAAGAUGGCGGCCAGAGCCAAAACUAAUGUGGUCAAACGGAAGAAAUCUGCAUUGAUCCGCGAAAAGAAAGCUGCCAGGACUCUGUGUGCCAUUCUGUCCGUCUUCAUAAUAACAUGGACCCCUUACAGCAUUUUGGUCCUAGCCACCUAUGGCCAGAACCUCGACAACCAGCCGGUGUUGGUGAAAGUGUUUGACAUUGCUUACUGGCUGUGCUACCUAAACAGCACCGCCAACCCUAUUUGCUAUGCGCUCUGCAAUGCUAACUUCCGCAGGGCGUUCAUACGCAUCCUGCAUUGCAAAUGGAAAACACGGCGAGUGAACACACAUAAGCCAGUCCACCAUACCAACUCAUCUUCUAGAAGAUAAGCAAAUUAUAUUUGGUUCGCGGAUAAAAGCGAUCGCUUAUUCAUUUGUGUGAACAAAAUUGCAACCCAAACUGAGCAAAUUGACAGGCACUCAGAAAGCUUUCUGUUUCAAGUUGUCAAUUUCAAAGCCAAAAGUCACUUACACAGCUUGAGAAGAAGUGUUGGGCUUUCUUUUCUGUAACCAUUUCGGAUGUACAGAUUGCUUCAAAGGUUUAACACUGAACCCUUUCAGAAAACGGGGAUUUGUCUUGGGUUUUGUGCUUGGUUCUUUCAUGGAGAGGCAUCAAACCAAAAAUUUUCACAAGAACGAAUAUCAAUGUCCGAAGUUAGAGUGUAAUGAAGAUCAUGAGCCCUUGGCUAUUCUCUUGAGACGGAACUACACAAAAGGUUGAGACCAUUUCAAUAUCUACGAAGAAAGAGGGCCAACAAGAAUUUCCAUAAUGAGAAACUUUGGAGUAGCAUUGAAAGGGAGAGGAUUUUGUUAUUGGUAAAAAUGAAGGAUCUUUUACGUCUCAUAAACAGCGAAUUUUGAGUAUUAAGCACUACCAACUUUUGAUUGGAUACUUGUUUCGCUCAAAUUGACUGGAGCAAUCUGAUCUGACUCCUGUUGACCUUAUGUUGGGUUGCAUUUUCAGCACCAAGACCUAUGUAAUGUGAAGUUUAGCCCGUCACACUUCAGCUUGAGCUCAUCACAUGACUUUCGCAAAUAGAUAAUUUGAUAACGACAUUUUAAACUGUUAUUUUCGUCGCAAGGUUACCGUACUCUCUAAAGCAUGCUGCAUUGUUAUAUACGAAGAGGCUCCGUCAGAAUCACCAGUAAACACAGCGUACUACAUAAACACGUGUAUUUUUCUGUUCUUCACUUGAUAGUUGGACAUUUCCAUCAAGGGGUGGCUUAACAUGUCUCUGAAUUAUUUCCCCGUUUCAUUGACAGAUUAUUUAAACCGAGGAGUACUUAAAAGGGCCCUCUUCCACGAUUUUUCUGUCAUGUUAACUCGUUAACUCCUUUUUAUGUGCACUUGAAACAAAUAACGAAUAUUGCCUCUUUAAUGCAAUCUUUUUAAUUACUGUUUUUGACUUGAUGUGUAAUCGGGCAUUCUUCUGGCCUUAAAAACUGAAAAAAAACAAAGACACUGCCGUAUAGUCACAAGACUUCGCAACAGCAUGCCGCACAAGAAACAGACGACUGCAGAAAAAUGUUUUUUGCGGAUAGAGCUGCUAAAUCUUCAGUGGACAAAAAGGGACCAUUUGGGGUGGGACCUUCAGUCGAAAGGGGCAACUCGGAGGGGCUGGUCACGGUGGUGCUUUUUACGUAAUGUAACUUAAGAUAUACGUUCGUCAAAACUAGACAAUAAGUGGGAUUAAAAUAUCUCUUGGUUAAUUAGAUGAUCCGCUCUAUAAAUGUUAGUGACACUGCUCAUGUUUUCACAGUGUUGUUAUGCCUUCGUUGAGUUCCCUCUUGUGAAAAAAUUAUCAACACCAUGGAAUGCUCAAUUAUUGUUAAACAAGCAUGGUUUAAUUAGAUAAAAGCACUUUGUCAAAAUCGAGAUAACUGUUGCUGCCUAUCUCGUUGGGUUUCUUUUAGUCGUUUCCGUUUGGGAAUGUUCCCUAUAUUAAAUGACUAUAUCCUAUUUUAAUUUAUUAUUUUUAAAUUAUUAUUUACGCAGACACUGUACAGGAUUCUCAGAUUGUACAAAUUCAUGUAUAGGCUAGGUAAGUCAUGUUAACGAAUGCCGAUUAAAAGAUCAUCAUUGAAAACAUAAAAAUGGUUAAUGUCAUCCUCGGAACAUAGUAGAUA